Messenger RNA from Rosa chinensis, 3707 nucleotides. RefSeq names its product L-type lectin-domain containing receptor kinase S.6. Gene Ontology annotation, biological process: protein phosphorylation. Bases 1517 to 3574 code for a protein of 685 amino acids. Gene Ontology annotation, cellular component: plasma membrane. The transcript has a single exon. The record is from RefSeq and is a predicted model, not a curated record. Gene Ontology annotation, molecular function: carbohydrate binding; ATP binding; protein kinase activity. Lineage: Eukaryota; Viridiplantae; Streptophyta; Magnoliopsida; Rosales; Rosaceae.
AGUACCAACUGAUAUUGCUGGCUUUCUAGUUGCUGCAAUGGCUUCUUUUCUCAAACCCCAUAUAUCAAUAUCUCUUUGUUGAUCAAACUCAACUACCAAAGCCAACACUCAGGUUGAUUAAUUUUUUUGUUUCUUUUUUACUGUUUUUCUUCUCCUCUGUGGCUCUGUUCUUGUGUAGACUUGUUGAGAACAAUUAAUGUGAAUUGAUGAAUUGAUGACUUUAUGUUCUAUCAUCAAUAUCAUGGAUUCAUGUUAUGAUGUUGAUAAUAUAAUUUGAUUGCUCUGUAACUCUGUUUUUGUGUUGAAAGAUUUUAUUGCCAUUGUUUUGAUCUCUUUUCUUUUUGCAUGCCUGGAAGGAUCGAAGUGUGGAACUCUAUAAGCAUAUACUAAUAUUUUUGCUAAUUACAUAUGAUUUUGUUUACUAUAUUGAUCGUUUCUUAGUUUUCAAACAAUUUUACUUACACUUUAAUCAUCUAAUGUAGUUGCUAAUUACAUAUUGAUUGUCUUUUGUGCUAGGAAAUAGCUCAAGUCUUUUUUGUAUAAUGCGAAUCAUAUUUGUGUAUUAUAUGGUAGUUAUAUGCACUGAUUGCAACCAAAUACAGGGGAUGUAUUUUGCCAUUUUGGUUCAUCAAUGGUCUUUUGAUGUUUGGUUAAAUUUUUUGGCCCCCAUACAUAUAUAUUCCUCCCUCCGCCACUGACCACAUCAUCUGUCAAAUUCAAAUUUGACCCAAAUUUUUUAACACAUUUAUUGGAGAUGCUCUUAUAGGUUUUUCAAUUUUAAGGCUUGCCUCUUAUAAGAGGAUAUUUGUCAACUGCUUAACUCCAUUCAGGAACUUCGAUCCAGCAUAUCUAUCUUGAUUCAAAUUAAGUUGCUAAUUGUUCAGCUCGUUGGGACAGGUGGAGGUUUGAGUUGGACUUUCAUAUCUAUGAAAUUUUUUAUGGUUACAAAAAAUUUGGAGGGAGGAAAACUAUCCUAAUAUAUUUAUGAAAAUUUUGAUAAUGUCAAAGAAAUUUAAACCCUAAUCUUAAACACGCAAAUUAGUUAGCUUUCGCCUCCGUAGGUACGUGAGGCUGGAUUAUUGUUAAAAAAAAAAAAAAACCAUGGUUUCAAUUUUUAGACCCUCGUCCAUUUCUUCAAACAUUUUUCCUUCGAAUAGUUUUAGCUUUGAAAACCUCCACUGUAUUACCAUCAAGCGGCUCUUUGCACAAAAUAAAGCAUCAAGAGGCUCUUCUAGCUUCGACUAGUGCAAAAGCCCAAAACCCCAAAUCAGACGGCCACAGAUUUUCUCCUACCUGAUCAAGUAAAUUGGGGGCUUUCUUUUCCCUCUCAAAUCGUUCCCUCUUCCCUCUCUUUCCUCUCUUGCUCUCUCUCUCUCCGGCGUCAUCAAGAUUGGUCAAGCAAGCGAACCCAGAACUUCAUCUCAUCUGGGUAUUCUACCACUCCCUCUCUUUUCCCCGAAAGUUCUUUUCUUUACUGCUCUCUGAUGCACCCGUCUCUCUUUGCGUCUCGUUCACAAUGACAAUGCAUUCACACCCAUUUCUCUUCUGUACCCUUUUCUUUGUCUUCUUCAACCUCACUUUCCCUCCUUCACUCUCUCACCCACUUCCCCCUCCAACUCCAUCAAACAACAUCACCCUCUUCGGCGACGCCUCCAUUACCCACAACGCCAUUAGUCUCGCUCAGCCGCUCUCCACCUGCCCCAGUACCAACACCUCCGAGGUUCGGGUCGGAGAAGCCUUCUAUUCCAACCCAGUUCGUUUUCUUGACCCCAAAACCAAAGACUUCGCCUCUUUCUUGAGCCGGUUCACCUUCUCGAUCACCCAAUUGUGUUCUUCCGGAGACGGCAUGGCGUUUGUGAUCACCUCUGAUAUGGAGGGUUUCAGCUCCUCAAAAGGGUUCAUGGGUCUCCCCCAAGAUUCGUUCUUUGCUGUGGAAUUUGAUACCAGUUUUGACCCUGUGGUUGAUGACAUUAAUGGGAGCCAUGUUGGUAUUGAUCUCAACACUGUUGAGUCUGUGGCUUCUGUUAAUUCAGGGAUUGAUUUGGUGGGUGGGAAGGAGAUUACUGCUUGGGUUGAGUACAGAGAUGAUCUGAAGUUGGUUCGGGUUUGGGUCGGGUACUCGUCGGAGAAUAAGCCUCCGAGUCCGGUUAUUGUGGCCCAGAUUGACCUCUCGAAGCAGUUCAAGGAGUUGGUGUAUGUGGGGUUCUGUGCCGCAAAUAGGAAGGGGUCUUCGGCCUACAUUGUUGAUAGUUGGAGGUUCAAGACUUUUAAUGGGUCUCUGCCUUCGGUGAUUCCUAUGGAUUUUUGGGAGGAGCAGGACUGUUUCAUGUGUGGAGAUUCGAGUAUCGACAUCACUUCUGUUCAUGUAAGGAAAACAAGGAUAGUGGUGGAGAUUGCUUUCGGGUUGGUAGGUUUAGCUGCAUUUGUGUUAUCCGUAGGUGCAGUUUUGGUGAUUUGUUGCGUGUGUGCAAAGAGGAGGAAGGGGAGUGGCGGAAGAAGUAGACGAGGGCUGUGUUGUAGAGUUGAGACGAGUAGAGUUCCAACGAGUUUGUCACUGGCGGAGAUAACAUCAGCUACAAUGGGGUUUGAUAGAAGCAGAAUUGUUGGGGAAGGAGCAACAGCUAAGGUUUACAGAGGGUCUCUGUUAUCUGGUGGAGAAGUGGCAGUCAAAAGGUUCGGAAGGGCUAAUGGGAUUGAUCGUUUGGGUAGUCCUUUUACUACUGAGUUUGCAACAAUGGCAGGGUGUUUGCGGCACAAGAAUUUGGUUCAGCUUCAUGGCUGGUGCUGUGAGGGUAAUGAGCUAGUUCUGGUGUAUGAGUUCAUGCCGAACGGAAGCCUCAACAAAAUUCUCCACAGAAGCUUCAAUUUGGCUGUUGUCUUAUCUUGGAAGCAAAGACUUAAUAUCGUUCUUGGAGUUGCAUCUGCGCUUGUAUAUCUUCAUGAGGAGUGUGAGAGGCAGAUAAUUCACAGAGAUGUUAAAACUUGUAACAUAAUGCUAGAUGCAGAAUUUAAUGCGAAGCUUGGGGAUUUUGGUCUAGCAGAAGUAUAUGAGCACAGUUCCAUCACAAGAGAAGCGACCAUACCAGCUGGAACAAUGGGAUAUCUUGCUCCUGAAUAUGUUUACUCUGGUGUUCCUACUGUUAAAACCGAUGUCUACAGCUUCGGUGUGGUGGUGUUAGAGGUGGCGACGGGUAGAAAGCCGGUGGAGGAUGAUGGUACAGUGAUUGUUGAUUCGGUUUGGGGCCUGUGGGAAAUGGGGAAACUGAUUGAAGCUGCUGAUUCAAGGCUGACUGGAAAGUUUGACAAGGUAGAGAUGGAAAGGAUGUUGAUGACUGGACUUGCUUGUGUGCACCCAAACCAUGUGAAGAGGCCAACAGUUAAAGAAGCUGCAAGGAUAUUACAAGGAGAAGCGCCACUUCCUGUAUUGCCUGCAAGAAAACCUAGGGUGAGCAUUCGACCUGUUUUUCAUGAUGAUACUGAAGAAAUCCGAAAUUUCUGUGCUGGUAGGUUCAGCCUUGAACUUGAUGAUGUACCAUAUAUGACCCCCAAGAGCCAAUUUGGCAAUGAUCAGUAGCUCAGAAUAGGCCAAUUUGGCUUAUGUAAGGUGGUGUUUUAGGUUAGCCAAUUUGUUAGAAGUAUCAUUAGAAUGUAUUCAACAUCCUGCAGAACUGAAAUACUCAUUAUUUUACAUAACAAGAAGAUAUCAU